GAUUUUUUUUUUACAACCAGACAGAAAAUUUAUUAUUCAUUGAAAGAGGCAGAGAUCUGUGUGUGUAUAUAUGCAAGUAUACACAUAUGAAGAACACACACUACUACAAGGGGAGCUUGAACUAGUGCGUGUGAAGCGAUGGAUUGUCGUCAACUAGUGUUUGUGAGCAUGUUGGUGAUAGCUAUUACAUCUCAUGCUUCUUCAGAUGAUACAAGUAGCAAGGUUAGCAUGUCACUGUACUAUGAAGCUCUGUGUCCGUACUGUGCCAACUUCAUUGUCAAUGAUCUGCAGAAGAUCCUCACCACCGAUCUACUCUCUAUCCUCAACCUCAGACUGGUCCCUUGGGGUAACGCUGCUUUCAAAGAUGACAAAACUUGGGCUUGCCAGCAUGGUCCAGACGAAUGCCUGCUAGAUACUGUUGAAGCAUGUGCCAUUAAUGUGCAUGACCUGGGAACACAUUUCAGGUUCAUUCGCUGCGUUGAGCGUCUAAAUCUGGAGAACAGGCACACCGAGUGGCAAUCUUGUUUCAGAACAGGGGGGCUGAACCCGAAACCAAUUGCAGAUUGCUAUAACACUGGACUUGGAUUUCUGCUUGAACGAAGAUACGCUGAUGAAACUGCUCGUCUUAAUCCACCUCAUCAAUAUGUACCAUGGGUGCUUGUUAAUAAUGUCCCAAUUGGAGUGGAUUACCGGAAUUUUGUAGCGUAUGUCUGCAAGGCUUACAGAGGUCCAAGCAUACCUAUAGCCUGCAAAUCACCUCUAUUCGACAUCAACUCCUCUGAGAAGAAAAACACUAGUAGUGGAGUUUGCUAUGCCGGUGAGAUGAGAGAGUGGCAUCAAUAGCACCAGCAACACCUCAGAUGAUUACGGAAGCUUUUAGCAUGAAUGUGAUGGUUGCAGGAUGACAAAGUGUUCGAAUUAAGUAGCACGAAAUGCUUCUAAAAAGUUCAAUGUGUGACACAUUGUGAGAUAGUCCCCAAAUGGACAUGGUGUAACAUUUCUGUGAGUGUAAAAACUGACUACUUAGCUUGAAUUAUAACAUAUGUAAGCAAAUCUUCCAAACAAAGGCAUGUUUGGCUUCCCUGUAUAAUGAUUCAUUCAAUGCAAAUUAUAGCUUGGUUUUCGAGUAA
Cornus florida is the source of this 1130-nucleotide messenger RNA. Its product is annotated as gamma-interferon-responsive lysosomal thiol protein-like. The transcript is spliced from 5 exons. NCBI's taxonomy places the organism in Eukaryota, Viridiplantae, Streptophyta, Magnoliopsida, Cornales, Cornaceae. Gene Ontology annotation, molecular function: oxidoreductase activity, acting on a sulfur group of donors, disulfide as acceptor. Bases 139 to 843 code for a protein of 234 amino acids. The record is from RefSeq and is a predicted model, not a curated record.